CUUGUCAGGCCAGAGAUAUGGCUUCGUUGGCCCUGAGAACUCUGGCUAUUCUGAAGAGGGAGUACAAGUAUUUCUGAGGUCAUUGUGACUCUUGAGUCAUCGUUUCUGGCAUGGCACGUAUGAGUAGCUGGGCUCUCCCCAUGCUGCACAUAGGCCAACUCCUAUUAAAGGGUCCUGAGCUCCAUCUCCGUAGCUGCCAGACAGUUGAGAUGGGGAGGCUGCUGCUGUUGGCUGGGCUGGUUCUUCUGAUGAAACACAGUGAUGGUACUGCCUACAAGCUGGUGUGUUAUUUCACCAACUGGGCUCACAGUCGGCCAGGCCCUGCCUCCAUCUUGCCCCGUGACCUGGACCCCUUUCUUUGUACACACCUGAUAUUUGCCUUUGCCUCAAUGAGCAACAAUCAGAUUGUUGCCAAAAAUCUCCAGGAUGAGAACGUUCUCUACCCAGAGUUCAACAAACUCAAGGAGAGGAACAGGGCCCUGAAAACACUGCUGUCCAUCGGAGGCUGGAACUUCGGCACAUCACGGUUCACCUCUAUGCUAUCCACAAUUGCCAGCCGUGAGGAGUUUAUUGAUUCAGUGAUAUCCUUCCUGAGAACACAUGGCUUUGAUGGGCUUGAUCUCUUCUUCUUGUACCCUGGACUACGAGGCAGUCCCGCAAAUGACCGGUGGAAUUUUCUCUUCUUAGUUGAAGAGCUCCAGUUUGCCUUUGAGAAGGAGGCACUGCUUACCCAGCGCCCAAGGCUGCUGCUGUCGGCUGCUGUCUCUGGUAUUCCAUACAUCAUUCAGACGUCUUAUGAUGUGCGCUUUUUAGGAAGACGUCUGGAUUUCAUUAGUGUCUUGUCUUAUGACUUACACGGAAGUUGGGAAAAGUUUACAGGACACAACAGUCCUCUGUUCUCUCUUCCUGAAGACUCCAAAUCUUCGGCAUAUGCUAUGAAUUACUGGAGAAAUCUUGGGGCACCCGCAGAGAAACUACUCAUGGGCUUCCCCACCUAUGGACGUACCUUUCACCUCCUCAGCGCAUCUAAGAAUGGACUGCAGGCUGCCUCCACGGGACCAGCAUCUCCUGGGAAGUACACCAAGCAGGCUGGCUUCCUGGCUUACUAUGAGGUCUGUUCCUUCAUCCAGAGCGCAGAAAAGCACUGGAUUGAUUAUCAAUAUGUCCCCUAUGCCUACCAGGGGCAGGAGUGGGUUGGCUACGAUGACGCCAUCAGCUUCAGUUACAAGGCAAUGUUCGUGAAAAAGGAACAUUUUGGGGGUGCCAUGGUGUGGACACUGGAUAUGGAUGACGUCAGUGGCACUUUCUGUGGCAAUGGCCCUUUCCCCCUUGUCCAUAUAUUGAAUGAGCUCUUGGUACAGACAGAGUUCAACUCAACCCCUUUGCCACGAUUUUGGUUUACAUUGCCUGUGAAUACCUCAGGACCUGGCUCUGAGAGUCUGCCUGUGACAGAGGAGUUGACCACUGAUGCUGUAAAGAUUCUGCCGCCAGGAGGAGAGGCUAUGGCUGCUGAGGGUCCCGGAAAGUAUGAAAAUGUGACUACAAUCCCUAAUGGUGGAUUCGUGACCCCUGGGAGAACAAUGUCUCCUGCAACACAUACUGUAGGAAGUAACACCAUGGCUCCUUGGGCAAAUGCUACAACCUCACUGGGCCUUCUGUCUGAGACCACCACUGAGAUGACAGUGAUAGUCCAGACACAGAUACCAGGGGGAGAGACCACGGUCACAGUGGACAAUCAGUCUGUGACCCCUGGGGGAGAGACCACGGCCACAGUGGGCAAUCAGUCUGUGACCCCUAGGGGAGAGACCACGGUCACAGUGUGCAAUCAGUCUGUGACCCCUAGGGGAGAGACCACUGUCACAGUGGGCAAUCAGUCUGUGACCCCUAAGGGAGAGACCAUGGUCACAGUGGGCAGUCAGUCUGUGACCCUUGGGGGAGAGACUACGGUCACAGUGGGCAAUCAGUCUGUGACCCCUGGGGGAGAGACCAUGGCUACAGUGGGCAAUCAGUCUGUGACCCCUAGGGGAGAGACCACGGCCACAGUGGGCAAUCAGUCUGUGACCCCUGGGGGAGAGACCACGGCCACAGUGCACAAUCAGUCUGUGACCCUUGGGGGAGAGACCACAGCCACAGUGGGCAAUCAGUCUGUGACCCCUGGGGGAGAGACCAUGGCCACAGUGGGUAAUCAUUCUGUGACCCUUGGGGGAGAGACCACGGCCACAGUGGGCAAUCAGUCUGUGACCUCUGCGGAGAUGGUUACAACUCUUGCCUAUCUUCAGACUAUGACUCCCAUAGAGGAGGAAACUUCUAGGAAGAAAGGGUCACCUUGAAAGGGUCACUGUUCCCCCUAGAGAGAUGUCAGUUACCCCCAAUGGGCAGAAUACAUCUCUAGAGUGGGGGAAUUUGAUUACUGAGGUGGAAACGUACUCCCAGCAUGGGUGAACUGGUCCUUGCAUAGAAGUGGAGAACAGGAUGCUGCCCUCCGGCUCCAUCGUCCUGUCCCCUGGAUAUGCUCAUUUCUCUUUUGAAAAUGGAUUCACUCUUUACUGAUGGAAACUCUCCUUUGUCAACUCAACAACUCUUCUAACGAAUCUCUCUCUUAAGAAAAAGAAAAUUCAGGACACAUUGUUAUGGAUCAAUGAACUCUCUUGGUGGCAAAUCCUAGGGGAAAACCCUUGCUUUUUCUUCUAUAUGAUAUGACAGAAGCCACUUCA
Molecule: messenger RNA, 2714 nt
Organism: Chionomys nivalis (European snow vole)
Lineage: Eukaryota; Metazoa; Chordata; Mammalia; Rodentia; Cricetidae
Gene: Ovgp1
Product: oviductal glycoprotein 1
Exons: 11
Coding region: 111-2330 (739 amino acids)
Biological process (GO): chitin catabolic process; carbohydrate metabolic process
Cellular component (GO): extracellular region
Molecular function (GO): chitin binding; chitinase activity
Source: RefSeq, a predicted model, not a curated record